CAUUUUCACGACCUUCAUAAAAAAAAUCAAAUUUUUUCUUCAAAACCCAAUUUUUUCUCAUUCAUCAACUUCAUAACAAUAAUAAAAACCCAUAAUUUUUUCUUCACUCUUCUUCCCUCAAACUCAGAAAAUUAAAAUCCAAACACACAUAAAUCAGAAUAAUUCAGAUCUUCCGUGAAAUUAAAAUUCAAACACACAUAAAUCCAAACCCAGAUUUUUUUUCUUCUUCUUUUCACAUAAUAAAAUCCAAACUCUCACAGAAUAACGAAUCUGGCUCAGAUUUAUGACUUUGUAAAGUACUUCACGGUUUACAUCUCAACCACUAAGUUAUUGUAAUUGAUAACAUCUCUCCUUUAGAAGCUUUCAAAAUAAUUUUUUCUUCUUCACAUCACAGAUCCGAAAUUCACCACCAUCACUCACUUGAGCAACCAAACAAACACAAUUUCCAUUGUUCUUUGAAAAAGAAUUUCAAACACACAGAACAUAUCAAAAUAACAGAUUGAGGAGUAGUGGUAGUAUUGUUGAUCAAGGUUUGAUUUUGGUUCAGAUCUGAUUUUGAUGAUGAAGUGUCAUGUUGUUGUUGUUGAUUUUAUUUAUUUUUCCUGAAACUGAUAAUGUUGAAACGAUGAUGAAGAAUGAGGGGAGGUAGAAGAUGAAGCAAAUCAGUUUGUGGUGGUUCACACUGAUAGAUACAAUAGACCUUCAAGAUCUAACGGUGUCCUUUGUGACAAAAAGAUCAAACGGUUAAAAUUAAAAUAUAAAAGAGGUCUACGGUGGAUCACUGUAUAUAUUGGCUCACCGUAGAUAGUCACAGUGCCACGUGUCAAUGGUUAACGUUUUUUGGAAAAAAUGAACGGAGAGGACUAUUAUAGGUAACAGUGAUAUCAAUAAGGGACCAAUCUAGACCUUUUUUUCUUUAAGGGACCAUUAUGAAACCUAAAAUAUUUUUAAGGGACUAUUUUACUAAUUAAGCCUUUUAUAAAAUAUGGGGACCAAAAUGACAUUUAAAAAAGCCACCAGCGCCAGGCCAGUAGCCCAGUAGAAACGAAAAACGCAAAACUGUAAAAAGGCACCGAGACAGAGGCCUGCAACUCAAAACAACACACAACACCACCAUCGACCUCAGCGCCUUAAGUAUAAACCCUAGUAUUGUAUCACUGUAGUUACUGAAAUCGUGAACCAGAUUCCGGCACUGGAUGACAGACUUUGAUACUACUUUCUCCGCCGAUGGCGGCGGCGGCGGCCAAAAUCUCAAGGAAUGCGAACUUAUGAUUCAGAAGAGUCUCAAGACUCCAAUGGUGAGGUUCUUAAGGGAACACUUGGAGAAAGCUGGGUGUCCUGUUCAACAAAAUUUCAUUAGAGCUAUUAAUUGUGAUCAGUCACAUGCCGGCGGUUAUGUUCCCGGUCAAGGGAUAGUUGUGUGCGGAAAUCGGACACAAAUGCAAGACGAGGUUAAUCAGGUGAUAAUUCAUGAGCUAAUUCAUGCAUUUGAUGACUGUCGAUCUGCAAACUUGAAUUGGACUGAUUGUGCUCACCAUGCUUGUAGUGAGAUAAGAGCCGGUCAUCUAAGUGGUGAUUGUCAUUACAAACGGGAACUUCUACGAGGAUUUAUGAAAUUACGAGGGCACGAACAAGAAUGCAUCAAGAGAAGAGUUAUGACAUCAUUGGCUUCAAAUCCAUUUUGCUCUGGUUCAACUGCCAAGGAUUCUAUGGAAGCUGUAUGGGAUGUUUGUUAUAACGAUACAGCACCUUUUGAUAGAGCUCCUUAAAAAUUGCGUGGCUGUUACCGGUUUAUGGUAUAGAAACCAUUGUUUCCAUUAUUUGGCUGUGACCACAAAUGCAAUUCAAAUCAAAUAAAAUGAUGACUUAUUUAUUUUUAGCUGAGAUAUCUUUUUUAGCUGAGAUAUCUUUAUCUUCUGCGAAUUGUAACUUCAUAUGGAAACUUCUUUUCUUCUCAUUGUUUUUUAGCUUUGCCAUAUAUUGAAGUUAAAUGAACACUUGUUCUGUA
Messenger RNA from Trifolium pratense (red clover), 2008 nucleotides. RefSeq names its product mitochondrial inner membrane protease ATP23. Gene Ontology annotation, molecular function: metalloendopeptidase activity. The record is from RefSeq and is a predicted model, not a curated record. Lineage: Eukaryota; Viridiplantae; Streptophyta; Magnoliopsida; Fabales; Fabaceae. Gene Ontology annotation, cellular component: extrinsic component of mitochondrial inner membrane. The transcript is spliced from 5 exons. The coding region runs from base 1197 to 1769 and encodes 190 amino acids. Gene Ontology annotation, biological process: mitochondrial proton-transporting ATP synthase complex assembly; mitochondrial protein processing.